Salpingoeca rosetta is the source of this 2304-nucleotide messenger RNA. RefSeq lists its product as hypothetical. Bases 112 to 1824 code for a protein of 570 amino acids. The transcript has 9 exons. Gene Ontology annotation, cellular component: plasma membrane. The record is from RefSeq and is a predicted model, not a curated record. Lineage: Eukaryota; Choanoflagellata; Craspedida; Salpingoecidae. Gene Ontology annotation, molecular function: volume-sensitive chloride channel activity; intracellularly calcium-gated chloride channel activity.
AAGCAAACGGCCAAGACCACCCACUGCACCACCCACCACCACCAACUGGCUUGUUGCUUGUUGUCAGUGCCUUGUCCUUGUCCUUGCUGCUGUGUUGUGCUGAGUGGAACGAUGAGAGAAGGGUGGAUUCCUUCUUCCUUCGCUCUGUCCCAAGCUGGAGGACAGGGAGGGGAGUUGGCGCCUUCGAGCUUGGUGCGCUUCUUCCAUUCGUGGCUGCACUUGAAGUCCGACUUUGCGCCCGUCGACGUACCCACGCAAGGCGCGUUCAACCCGCAGAAUGAGGAGUACUACACGUCGCUGGUGAUCAUCGCGGGCAUCUUCCUCGCCGCAAGCGUCCUGGGCAUCAUUGCCGUGCUCAUUGUGCUGUGUUGCAACUGCAGUCGGCGGUGGGACCGCACCAACUCGUACUACACACAGCUGCGCAGGUUUCGCAAGCUCAAAAUCGCCGCCGUCACCCUCGGCAUCUCUGCCAUUCUAUUGAUGGUGGCGUGCAUCUAUGCAAACGUGGAGACCACGGAUGCCGUGACAGACACCAUUUCACACGUCGAGCGCCUGGACAACAAGUACAACAAGGCGCUGACCUCCGUCUCAAACCUUGGUUCUGACGCCACGGACCCGCUCAACAUGGCACAACGCCUGCAGCGUGACCUGGCAAGUGCGCCACAGGACGUGCAACGAGCACUCCAGGACAUUGUGUCCGGCACACAGACGUUUCAGUCUUCCCUCUCUUCGGUCGUGCGAUCCGCACCCACUUUCGAGUUUGACUCGUUCUAUUCGGAUGCGCGGACAUACAACCACUACCGCUCUAUUGCCGAGUUUGGCCUCGUCGCCUUUGCUGUUUUUGCGCUCAUUCUCUUGCUGGUGGCCCUGGCCUGCCGCAGCUACUGUCAACUCAUCACAUCCAUCAUCAUCAGUGCCAUCUGUCUCGUCAUCCUCUCUGCCGUUGUUGGUAUUGAGAGCGCGGCCGCCGUUGGCGUUUCCGACGUGUGCAUGAAGCCCACCACCUUCCUCAUCCACCAGUUUGCGGAGGACGAUGCGUAUGUGUCGUAUUAUCUGUUCUGCAACACCACCAGUCCGUUUCAGCCAGACAUCAACCAGGCCCAGAGCGAGGCGCAGGAGGGGGUGUUGGCGGCACAGCUGGUGGUGAACUACACGCGUGAGAACGCACCACAGUUUCAAUCCGCGGCAAUCGCUCUGCAACAAGGGCUUAACGACCUACAACAGCAGCUGCCAAAGGUGGCGGCAAGCGUCGACUGCGCCACGUUUUGGCCGACUUACAAGCGCGUGAUUGACGGCGUGUGCAACCCCAUGACCACCAACCUGGCCAUCCUCUCCGCCUCACGGCUGGCCGGGUGCAUCCUGUUCCUGGUCGUGCUUGUGCUCGUGUCGUACGCGUCACUGCACUUUGGUCUUCCGUCGGUGCGCGACCCCGAGGAGGCAGGCGGCCUCAUCUCCGACGAAAACAACGUGCAGCCGCUCCUCUUCUUCCACCAGGUGCAGUACAGGUCAACCAGCACCGAUGACAACAACAGCAGCAGCAGCACGCGCACACGCCGUCGCAACAACGACAACAGCAACAACAACACUACUGGUGGUGGUGAGGGUGGUGGUCCCUCUGCUCCACCGAUUGAGGUGGAUGGUGGUGACGGCAACGACGACGAUGAUGACGAGGACCUUCUGUGCAAGAUUUGCGUGGCAAGGCCCGUGAACAUCCGCCUCAACUGCGGCCACUGCAUCUGUUCGCAGUGUGUGGAGGAAAUCUCCGACACGUGCCCGUGGUGCCGUGACGUCAUUACCUCACGCGACCGUCUCAUCUUCCCGUAGCCCAACUGGCAAACAAACAAAAGCAGCAACAUGUCGUGCCACUGCACGUACUGUGGUGGCGAUGACGCUGCGUGCUGCUGUUUCGAUGCUGGUGUUGUGAUGCCACUGUGGGACUGAUGUGAUGAUGCCAGUGAGACGCCCUUGUGGCACCAAUGGGAUGGUGUCCUCACCUGAGGUCUGAAUUGCAUCACCGCCACCGCUUGCACCCUUCUCCUUGCUUGGUUACAUCUGUGCAUUAGUUAUUGCUGUUUACUUUAUGGGGUGAAUUCAGGUGCUGUUGAAGUGUUACACAGUGCAACACACCCACCCUGCCAUCAUGCGUGCUUGGCCUUGAAUCCCUCCCUUUCUCUCUUGUCUGUCUGUGUGUUCUGCUUCUGUUUCGCUUGUGUGCUCAACGCGAAUGACCCGUGCCGCGUUCGCCUGUUAUUGUUCAAUUUGGAUAUGGAAGCCUGAUUCAAAAUGGAACACUCCUCGAAGACC